AUGCCGCCUCUAAGCCAAGUGAAGACGACGACAGACAUCCACAAGAAGAAUCUGCUGCGGCUAGAAAGGGGUCUGAACAAAAAGGACCAUCUUUUGUUACCCAAGAAGAUGUCGUUGCCAUGCUGGAAAAAGAGCUUAGUCGAAGCCAGGAGGAUUGGAAGUACAUUCCUCAGCCACCGUACCCGUCAAGCUUACUCCAGUAGCCCUAUCCCAAAGGUUACGAAACACCGACCUUUGUUCUUUUCGAUGGGAGGAAAGGAAGCCCGAAGGAACAUGUCAACCGAUUCCUCGAUGCUUUGGGACCACAUGCUGGUGAUUAUAAUCUUCGACUCCGCGAAUUCUCAAAGAGCCUCACUGAUCGGGCUUAUACCUGGUACACCACAUUGGCACCAGACUCUAUGCGUUCUUGGGAUGAUCUAG
Molecule: messenger RNA, 420 nt
Organism: Prunus armeniaca (apricot)
Lineage: Eukaryota; Viridiplantae; Streptophyta; Magnoliopsida; Rosales; Rosaceae
Source: the annotation of a GenBank genome assembly